This is a messenger RNA of Hirsutella rhossiliensis, 2619 nucleotides long. Its product is annotated as PIF1-like helicase domain-containing protein. Gene Ontology annotation, biological process: DNA repair; telomere maintenance. Lineage: Eukaryota; Fungi; Ascomycota; Sordariomycetes; Hypocreales; Ophiocordycipitaceae. Gene Ontology annotation, molecular function: DNA helicase activity. The coding region runs from base 1 to 2619 and encodes 872 amino acids. The transcript has 6 exons. The record is from RefSeq and is a predicted model, not a curated record.
AUGGCGCUCGUCUACUACGUCACGAACUACGCGACCAAGGUGGAGGACCCGACGUGGAAGCGCGUCGCCGCCGCGGCGGAACUGCUGCCCGUUCUCUCGGCCGGCGGCCAGCCGGGUGCCGGGGAUGACGCCCGUGGUGGCGUCGUCGGCGACGGCGAUGGAACUAAAAACAAGACGCGGCAGUUUCUGAUGAGAGUGGCGAAUCGGGUAUUCACGGAGCGGGCUCUGUCACAAGUCGAGGUCGUCGCCCAUCUCCUGGGAUACCUGAGCGAGUUCACGGGCAGCAGCGCCUGGGCGUACCUGAACGUGUCGGUGCUCUACUGGCACGUCUCCAGGCGGUGGCGACACCUUCGGCAGGAGAGCGGCACCGCGGUCGCAGACGUGUCCGUGGACGAGUCGGUGUUAAGGCGGCCGGGAAAGCACGCCGUCGUCUGCCUUGACGGCUACCUAAGCAAGGAUUUCGAGCAGGACGACGAGGAAUCGGGCCAUCGCAGAGCAGCCGUGCAGCAUCUUGCUGCCCUGUUUGUGCCGUGGGAGGCCUUUCUCGGCGAAGAGCGAGGCGACAUCAAUGAUAUAUGGAGGCGGGCGCGAGAGCAGCUGCCGCCGAGAACUCUCUGCCUCGUCGAUAACGUUCAACUGCUCCGGCGGUCCGCCGAGGACGCAAGGCGAGACGCCAAGCAGUGGGCGGCCUCGGGCGGUGACGGGGAUCCCGGCGGCGCUCUCGGCGCGGGGGAGGAGGGGGGCCAACACCCGGGGGACCACGACGCGGCCUCGGCGUACCAGUCCGACAACGUCGGAAACGCAACGCGACUAAUCGACGUCCAGCUGUGCCGCUUCCAGCAAUCAGCGCUGGUCUCGACCGCCGAGCUUCAGGCCGCCAUCGUGAGGGAACGGGACGGGAGGCACAUCGACAUGCCGGGGCAGGUGUUUUCCGGGGCUGCGGUGCCGCCGCAGGACCAGGUCAAGGCCAUCAAGUCGCAGCAGACAUGCGCCUCUAGGGAGAGGGUGAAGAUGAUCCAGGGCAUACAAAGCAUGGCCCCGGCCCACGGCACCGAUCGUGGUGCAGCGGAGAGGAGCGUGCUGACCGGCUUCGGGGAGGAAGACGUGCAGAUGACGCGAGCGGAAGCCGAGGAGACGGCAGGUAACGCGGGGGCUGGAAUGGAAGUCCGCCUCGGCCCGUCGACCUCCUUCCUCGAGGCCGGGAAAGGCUUGACGACACGCUUGACGCUGAACAAGAAACAGGCGAUCGCCUUCUCCAUACUAUGCCGCCACCUGGACUCGAUGCGGCAAGGAGACGGAGGCGACGUCAGCCAGCUCUGCCAAUUCGUCGGCGGCGAGGGCGGCACCGGCAAGUCUCGCGUCAUCGGAGCACUCGACGUGCUCGUCAUCGACGAGGUGAGCAUGCUCGGCGCGCGGACGCUGCACGCCGUCAACGAGCGGCUCUGCCAGCUGCGGGGAUCGAAGCGGGACUUCGGGGGGAUCCCCAUCGUCCUCUUCUGCGGGGACUUCCACCAGUUCCGCCCCGUCCAGGAGAGGUCGAUCCUGUUGCCGAGCGCGGCCGUCUCGUGGGACGAGGACAACUCGUUCAGUGCCGAGCAGCGGCACCAGCACGACAAGGCGCACGCGCUGUGGAAGGGGUUCACGACCGUCGUCAUUCUGGACGAGCAGAUGCGCGCCGCCGGCGACCCGGAGCUGCGGCGGCUGCUGAAGCGGAUCCGACGGGGCGUGCAGGACCACACGGACCUGGAUCUCUCAACUCGAGGUGCCACCGGAAGGCAGGCGGAUCCCGUGGGAGACGGCCUGGCGUUCCAGAUCCAGCAGCGGUCGACGGUGCGCAUCUUCCUCCGAGCACAAUGGAAGGACGGCCUGCCGACCGAGGAAGAGGCCAUCAUGAUGUUGAACCAGGGCGACGACAGCGCGAUCCCGGUGCCGGCCGUCUUCAUGUUCGUGCCGGGGAUGCCGGUCGUCGAACCACAACACCCACCAGGGGCUAAAGCUGGUGAACGGCGCCGGCUACACGGCGGCGGAGGUCAUCGUCGACAAGGCGCACCCGGGCAUCGGCUCGGCCGACAUGGUGAUCCACUUCGGCCGCCGGCGGCGAUCAUACUGGGGUCGGAGACGACCAAGGACUUCCGCUUCGUCGGGAUGCCGCCUGGCACCAUCCUCCUGACGCCCAUGAGCGUCAGGAUCCAGUGUCACCGGAAGCGACCGUGGCAGCAGAACGACGUCAGCCGCAAGGGCCUGCCGUGCGCCGCCGCCUUCGCAUGCACGGAUUACAAGGUGCAGGGGGGGACGCUCGAGCGCGUCGCGCUCGAGCUGCGAGGGACGAGGACGAUAAACGUCGGCGGACGUGCCGUCCCCUCGCAGUGCGACCCGUAUAGCCUGUACGUGCAGCUGUCGCGGUGCCCGACGCUGGACGGCAUCAUGCUCGUGUCGAAGGUGCGAGAGAGGGACCUGGUGGGAAACCGGGUCCCCCGGGAGAUGACGGCCGCACAAGCGAGGCUAGAGGAACUGAGCGACAGAACCGUCCGGGAGGCGCUGUGCUGGCUCGGCGACGACUUCGAAUUGAAUUCGCGCAGAAACAGAGAAGCCCUGGACAGGCAUGAAUUGCAUGAAUGA